Messenger RNA from Pelmatolapia mariae (spotted tilapia), 5331 nucleotides. Its product is annotated as growth/differentiation factor 11-like. Lineage: Eukaryota; Metazoa; Chordata; Actinopteri; Cichliformes; Cichlidae. The coding region runs from base 370 to 1539 and encodes 389 amino acids. Gene Ontology annotation, cellular component: extracellular region. Gene Ontology annotation, molecular function: growth factor activity; cytokine activity. The record is from RefSeq and is a predicted model, not a curated record. The transcript has 3 exons.
CCUCUGCACAUACUCACACCUCCGUGGACUAAAAUUGUACAGAAAUCAACAAUUAGCUUAUACUGCACGUGAGCAGGCUAUGCAUUCACCAGGCAUUUAACUUUCAAUCAAAGGAGCUUGUACCGACACCCUCUGCGCGCACUUUUUUUGUUAAAAGAAGAAAAAAAAAAAAAAAAAAGAAUAUUACAAAAAGAGAAACUUCGGGGUGAUCGUAUUGGAUUAGAUGCAUGUCACUUAUUCUUUGCCGUUUGUAGGCUAAGACGAGGAGCGGCGCAGAUUCGAGAGACGGGAUCUAACGGAAUAAAGUGCGUAAAAAACAAGCUAAGGAAGGGGAGGAAAAGUUGCGUUUUCUGUUGUCCACGCAUCGUCAUGCCGAGGUACAACUUCUUACUGUGCUUGAUGGUGCUCAUCUCCUUGGGACAGUCGGGGAGCGAUGAGCCCAAUCUGCUGCUGCCUCCUGCCAGCGAGACGCCCACGGAUGCCGGGCUAUCUCUGCUGGACGAGGACGCCGGUUCUCACGAGUGUUCCGCUUGUGUUUGGAGGGAGCAGAGCAAAGUGCUGAGACUGGAGACCAUCAAGUCCCAGAUCCUGAGCAAACUGCGUCUGAAGCAGGCGCCCAACAUCAGCCGGGAGGUGGUCAAUCAGCUGCUGCCCAAGGCGCCCCCGCUCCAGCAGCUUCUGGACCAUCACGACUUCCAGGGAGAUGCUUCGUCCCAGGAUGAGUUUAUGGAGGAGGAUGAGUACCACGCCACCACGGAGUCCGUGAUUACUAUGGCCUCUGAGCCGGAGCCUCUGGUGCAGGUGAAUGGAAAGCCCAGCUGCUGCUUCUUCAAGUUCAGCCCCAAACUGAUGUUCACCAAGGUGCUGAAGGCCCAGCUGUGGGUGUAUCUGCGACCGCUGCAGCAGACCUCCACCGUCUACCUGCAGAUCCUGCGACUAAAGCCAGUCACAGAGCAGGGCAGCCGCCACAUACGCAUCCGCUCCCUGAAGAUAGAGCUCAACUCCAGGGUCGGCCACUGGCAAAGUAUUGACUUUAAGCACGUGCUGCAGAACUGGUUCAAACAGCCCCACACUAACUGGGGGAUCGACAUCAACGCCUUUGACGAGAGCGGCAAUGACCUGGCAGUUACCUCACUGCGACCUGGGGAGGAGGGACUGCAGCCAUUUCUGGAGGUGAAGGUUCUUGAGACAACCAAACGUUCUCGGAGAAACCUCGGCCUGGACUGCGAUGAGCACUCCACUGAGUCUCGCUGCUGUCGCUACCCUCUAACUGUGGACUUUGAGGCGUUCGGCUGGGAUUGGAUCAUUGCCCCUAAACGCUACAAAGCGAACUACUGCUCUGGCCAGUGCGAGUACAUGUUCAUGCAGAAAUACCCGCACACCCACCUGGUGCAGCACGCCAACCCGCGAGGCUCCGCGGGGCCCUGCUGCACCCCAACCAAGAUGUCUCCCAUUAACAUGCUCUACUUCAAUGACAAGCAGCAGAUCAUUCAUGGCAAGAUUCCAGGGAUGGUGGUGGAUCGAUGUGGCUGCUCUUAGGCUGCUGGAGGAAGCACAUUUGUGUAAAGCCCACAUUAAACCACCUGAAACCCUUUCUGAGCUCUCCCCUGGCACCAGAACCCACUCCUCGGCACCAGAUUUCACUUCUGCUCAGCCACAAAAGCAUUCCACUGGGUUUCCAUUUGUCCAGUAAUUAAACUGAUUCUAACUGUACAAAAAAGUUAUAAAUGAAAUAAGAAUCAAAACAGAACUGAGUGAUGGAAAUACCGUACAUUAUGAAUGAUUUAAAGAGGCUGUACUUGUGGAGCAGCUUUCGAAAGUGGUAAAUGAGGCGCUAUAGGAUAUAUGUUAGUUUUGUGGGUUUUUAAAAUAUUUUUUUAAUGACAUCUUUGUGAAAUAUCCAGGUUAGUGGAUUGAAAUGACAGGAGACGGGAGCAUUUACACUUUUAAGAGCAAUUCCAGUUUUGAGGUGAGUUCGCAAAUACUUCAUUCCACAAAUACGUUUACUUCCAGUGUGAUAAAAAUGUUCUCAAAGGGGCAUUAUCAAAAUUAUUUUGCAAUCCAUCACUUUAACAAAAGCUCAGAAACAAAAACAAACACGAUGUGAAGAGGUUUAACUUCUGGACGUACCAUUAGAUGAAAUCCAAAAUCUUCCUAAGAGUGUUAGUGAUAUCCAAAAAAAAAGAAAAAAAAACAAACAAACAAAGAAAAUAAAACUGCACCCUCUUUUAAUGUGUAUUACCUGAGUUUGACAUUUUCAAGUAUCUCCAAAAUCUCUUCACGGCAACUUUGAUUUAUUUUUUUUGUUUGUUUGUUUUUAGAUUUUUGUAAUUAAAUAUUAAGAAAGGGUUAUACAGAUGGUCCAUAACAUGUUAUGUAAUAUGUAAUUUGGCCUCUGUACUGAGAGAGGCUUUCAAAUCAAACCCUUAGGAUGUGAUUCAAGUUCAGCCUUAAUUUAAGGGGUUUAACAAAAGUAUGGCGUUAACUGUUUAGGAGCUAUUUUCAUAUAUAGUUCCUCAUUUUCAGUGGUUUAAAACUAAUUGCGUAAAUUAUUAUACUUUAAAUAUAAGAAUUGUUUUAAUAGUUGAAUUUUUGAAUUGAACUAUUGUUUGAAUAGUUGAAUACUAAAAUGCAGUCUUCAGUAAAAGCUACUGUCUACAUUUACUUUUGUAUUUCACAUGAGAUUCAUGCUCUACUGCAGUGAUGGGAAACUCCAGGCCUCAAGAGGUUUUACAGGUUUUAGAUAUCACCCUGGGUCAAUACACCUGAAUCUAAUGAUUAGUUCAUUACCAGGCCUCUGGAGAACUCCAAGACAUGUUGAGGAGGUAAUUUAGCCAUUUAAAUCAGCUGAGUUGGAUCAAGGACACAUCUAAAACCUGCAGGACACCGGCCUUCGAGGCCUGGAGUCCAUAAAUUGUCCAAUUACUUUUGAGCCUUUGAAAGCUAUGGAAACUAUGGGUAUGAUAAAAAUGAAUGAAUUCCUAAACAGUUAAUUAAUAUCCUGAACUUCAAUCACAUCUUGCUUGUUUUAUUUAAAAUCCAUUGCAGUGGUGUAAAGGGGCAAAAAUCUAAAAACCAUCUUAGUCCAAAAAUCUAUGGACCUAACUUUACUAGUUCAGCUCAACCUUUAAAAAUAGAUACAUAAACUCUGUAUUGCUGUUAACCAUUUGGCAAAAAAGAGUUUACCUUGCACACUGAAGUCUAAAGAAAAACUGAAAUCCAGAUGCACCAAGUUAUUCAGUACUGUUUUGGGGAGAAGGAAGAGGGCAGGCUUUGCGUUUUUUUUUUUUUUUGUUUGUUUGUUUGUUUUUUGUUUUUAAUUUAUCCAACAAAGGAAAAUCACGUUCAGCUUUUGCAGUAAAUGUUUAAAACAGAGAGUUAAAUGCACUGUUUUAUAACUUGAAGAGGCUCGGGACUGAAUAUGUAAUAAAAAAAAAAUAACAAAACAACAAAAUGCAUACCCUGAAAUAAAAGACUCAAUGCUCAUUAUGUCCUAAGUGAAUAAUUGAGCUGAAAUUAACACAAACCACGAUUACAGUUUUAUCACUUUAAGUUUACAUUUCUUUUUGUGCAGUGUUUGUGGUAGAUGCAUUACUCCUGACACACCAGUUCAUGCUUCUUCUUUUUUUUUGCUAGUUUCAGAAUGGAUAAAAAUACAAAUGCAAAAGUGCAGUAAUGUACUAAGACAUUUUAGCUUUUAUGAUUUACAGCAAAGAAAACAAACAAAAAAAAGAUAAUUUAACUCAACCACUGAUUUUAGCUUCGAAAACAUAUUUGACUGCAUUUUGAAAUGCCCCCAUCCACAUCAACCUCAACUGUAUCAUCGCUGUCAUAAUGGGAAAAAAAAAGUAUUUGUUAGUGCUUGAACGCAGAGUAGAAUUAGUAUGCUUGAAGCUUGUCUUUGUCUCCUGGGUAUCAAAGCAAAGAUAUCCUUUUGUUAUAAACGAAAGCACUAUGCUGUUGGAUAAAGGAAGAGCCUUCUGACAUUAUAUAUAAAUGAUAUAUGUAUAUAUUAAAAAAAAAGGGGUACAAAAACCUUUUUGGGGGCACUCUACCUUACCAACAAUAAAUUUUGCACUAUGGGACGUUCAUGGCGUGAGGAGGUAAGUGUUGUGUUUUACCAAGCACAAGAGAGCUUGUACAGUAUAGGUUAAAAAAAAAAAAAAGAAACUAUUCAAGCUUCUGGUGAUGAACCAUAAACUAGCGAGGUUAUCACUUCUUUUGGAUGCCAUCACACUUUCCUGACUUUGUCUGAAGCGGGGGCCUGUCCAUACACUCACAGAUCUCUAUCAAAUCUUGAACCUGGAUGUACUGUAGCAGCGGCCUGAAAGGCCUCCACGCCCGCUUUGGCUGAUAAGUCUUGUGCGUAAUAAGUGUCUGGAUCAAUGACUGUAGAAUGCUUUAACUGGAAAAGGCCCGCCCAUCAACUUUAACCUGUCACCGCAUUAGAGAGACUUCAUUCUUUUGACGUUAAAAAAAAAUGAGUCGAGUGUCUUACGUAGAAGUUUGGGGGGGAUUUUAUAUUUUUUUGGUUUUGUUUGUUUGCUUUUGCCUUUGUGUGUGUUUUAAGUGAAAGCACCCAUGUAAGAAUGGGAGGAGUACCCAGGGACUGUUAGCCAAAGUAGAGAAUGACAUGUUGUGUGCUGUAACUUUUGUAAUUGCAGGAAUAUGCUAGAAAAUUUCAAAGGGAGGGAAAAAAAGUUGGUUUAGGGGCAGUGGUUGGGUUAAAAGAAAAAAGAAAAAGCUGGUCCAUUUUUAUUUAUUAAUAUUAAAUACAAUGCAUUUCAAAGUCUGUCUACCUCACGUUAGCCUAAAAAUUUGCUAUCAGUUUAUCAGAAACUUUUACUCAUAAGAACAUCCCCACCCGCACCCCAACCUUCCAAAAACAGAUGAAAACCACAGGGUCCCCUUGCUCUCAGGUUCAGAUUGAGUUAUUGACAGAGUGACUGAUGGUACCAGUUCUGGUAACGCAUGGUCAAAAUAUUAACUAUGGUUAACGCUGUUGGGAAGUUACAUUUUGAAUUUUAGUCUUUGUAUACUGGUAUAUGUAAGAGGGGUUUUUUUUUCCAUAUAAUUAUAUGAGAGUAAGAAAUGUAAAUACCAACCCAAAUGUUGACAUUUAUGAUGUUUUGGACAGGUUCACCGCUUCUAAUGUUUUUCUCUCUUUCCCUCUUCAUUCCUCUGUUCUUUGUGUAGUUAAAGAAAAAGAAAAAUCACCCCACGUUUGUAGUUCUAUGGUUGUGCAUAUGAGUAACUGUUCAAUUAUUUUUGCCUUUUGUUGUUUAUUUACUGUCAUUUUUCUUUUGUACAAUAAAUCAUUUAUUUAGCUUA